UAAAUGGCUUGUUUUGGGGGGAAAUUUUAAAUAUUUCUUCUAAUAUUUUGGAUAAAAUGAUUUUUAGUUACUGCGAGCGCAACCUCUAAUACGUUCUUCGAGAGUGGGUAGAAGAGAACAAACCAAAUCCGUGCGGAACCUGUGCUGAAACCUCUUGUUUACGGUGUCGGAUUACUCUACUGCAAGAUCUAAGAAUGGACAAUUGCCAUAAUUAUGCUACGACUUCAAAAAAGCGAAGAAUACCGAUCUCAGACGACAUUCACAUUAUUAUCAAAAAAUUCCGAGACAAGGAUAAGCAUGACGAAAAACCCUCGACGUCAGGCGAUCAUGAUUACGACGACGAGCAUAGCAUGGACUCGGAGGAACUCAAACGAGUUCGACAGCAAGAGCCAUCCUCCUCCUGUGUAGUGGCUAGCACUUCCAGUAACAGUAGCGGAACACUAUGUUCAUCGAACAAUAACUUGGGCGCUGGUAGUACUGGAAUCACUAUCGGAGGAAUGACAAUACAACAGCAACCAGUUUCUUCACAGCCCGAUGAUAUCAAACUUAUUUUGAAAAAGUUGACAAACAUCGAAGAGCUGCUGAAAGUUGUUGCCGAACAGAGUUUCAACCGGUUGGCUGCUCUCAAGCAGGAAGCUGGAACUGGUGCAGCUACUGCCGCCAAUCUUGGCUUGAUUGCUGCCGAGCCAAGUUGCAUUAACGUGGAGUCUAUGUUUAAGUUCCCACUGAGGACACUCAAGGAACUGAUCGAGCUGAACAAGGGCAUCUGCAGCGACGAGAGCUUGUAUAACAAGCUGUUUGAGUAUCUCACCAAAAUUAAGCUGGAAUGUGAUGAAAACAUUGUGAUGAAUGCUCUCGGUUCGAUAGUCAGUGACGAGGUGCUCGAUGCAGUAUCCUGGGAUGGCGGUAAAAAGUUCAAAUUGUCUUCGCUGGUGAUUUUCAGCGAUUCUCUGUACGUGGCCUGGUUCAAGGAUCGGCUUAAGUACGACGAGUACGUCGCGGAAAUGAAGGACGCAAUCGAAAAGUCUCACAAGCGGUACGCAAAAACAAAAGCGAAAAAAUCCACCUUACAGCAGCAGUCGCAGCAGCACCAAACGCUCACACUGACAACGGCCAGUGGAACCACAACGGCCACGGUCGUCACCGAUGGCGGUCAGCUUUUUUUGUCGUAGUCAUCCAUUUAUUCAGUCAAGGUAGGUCGUUUUUUCACUAAUUGUUCCGUUCAUUUUAUUAUUUGCUCUGCAAUAAAAUUCUGUGUCACUAUACAUGCACUUUCUUCUUUAUAAAAAUCAGUUUGUUGAAUUGAUAUGUCUAUCAUAUAUUGCACUUUCCGUUGAAAAAAGAAUCGGACAGAAGUUAGAAACACGGAAGUAGGUUUUACUGACGGUAGCGUUGAAAAUAUGGCGAGGCAAAGGCAGUUGCUAAAUAACAAACUUUAUAGUCAAGUGUGAUCGAUUACAUAAAAUAACAGAAAAAAAAAUGUACUAAUGGUUUUGAAAACUUGAUAAGACAAGAAUACAAAAA
Sabethes cyaneus is the source of this 1524-nucleotide messenger RNA. RefSeq lists its product as uncharacterized. NCBI's taxonomy places the organism in Eukaryota, Metazoa, Arthropoda, Insecta, Diptera, Culicidae. The coding region runs from base 195 to 1172 and encodes 325 amino acids. The transcript has 4 exons. The record is from RefSeq and is a predicted model, not a curated record.